AUGUAUAAACCUGGGCGUCCAGCCUCGUUGGAAUUGGCUAAAAUCCUUAAUGGUUUACAGGGCAUUAAUCGCCAUUGUUAUUGCAAUGCACUUGUUGGCGCUAUUGUCAGUGUCACAGAAAUUCAAAAGAGAGAUGAAAUGGCACGUCUUCUGAGCUUGAUCCGUUGGAUGGGUGGUAGUUUUCGAGAAAGCAUUAAUUACAAGACUACUCAUUUAUUGUCUUGUUAUGCAUUGACGCAUUGUAGUGUUGAAUCCCAAUAUGAAUAUUUACAUGAAAUCCUGCCGAUAUGUGAAGGGGUGACGUUACAAUCGCAACAAGUUGCCAACACUGUGUGUUCUGGUAAUAUAUUAACAUCAUUGGAUUCUCAGCAAUUGGACAUUGAUACAAGUGAAUUUACUAUUGGUACUUUUGAGAAAGCUUUCAAGUUUGCAAACAGAACACGUAUUAAAGUUGGACGGGCUUUGUGCUUUAAUAAAACUCCUAGUAAGUUGAAACGAGCAGUGUCGACAAUGAUGAGUCCUGUUCUCAGCUUAACUAACAAUGGAGGGCUGGAUACGCAUGCCUCAACACCGUCUACACCAGGAGUGGCCAAACGGUCGAUCUUGGACGAUUUCUAAGUCGAUCCCCUUGUUAGAAUUUAUUAAUUAUUCUUAUGCAUUUGUCAUUUAGUAGAUUCAGUUAUUAAAUACAUAUAUUUUGGAUUAA
Molecule: messenger RNA, 706 nt
Organism: Acyrthosiphon pisum (pea aphid)
Lineage: Eukaryota; Metazoa; Arthropoda; Insecta; Hemiptera; Aphididae
Exons: 6
Coding region: 1-618 (205 amino acids)
Biological process (GO): nervous system development; activation of GTPase activity; regulation of cytokinesis, actomyosin contractile ring assembly
Cellular component (GO): nucleus; cell cortex
Molecular function (GO): GTPase activator activity; guanyl-nucleotide exchange factor activity
Source: RefSeq, a predicted model, not a curated record